AUGCUUGAAGAGUCGGAGUCGAGGCCAAAACUGCAGUCUGACCCGUCCAUGAACUGUCUCAGGCCUACAUCACAGAUAUCACAGGAUAUUUCUCAUGUGUUGACGAGCAUUUUCAAGGAUCUCUACACAUCAGAAACUACUGGGAAAGACACUUUAUCCAGUCUCACCAAGACAAGGAGUGGACGAAGUGACUACCAUGACAGAUAUGUUGAGGAGCUCCAGCAGGCCCACGCUGAAUACAACCGGCGUAUUAAAGAGGCAGAUAUGCUGGAGGACCAUAUAAUUCAAGCCAGAGUCCAGGCCACAGCCACAGAAACACAGGCCUAUGAGAGAAUUAUAGAGGAGAUGGGAGAGGCCGAGGAUGCCCUGGCUCUCCAACCAGUAAAAUCCAAUCCUGCCAGGCCCACCUUCUCUUACAACAUGCACGUGUCCAAGGAGCCUCGGGAUGAUGGUUAUACGCUGAUACCCAGCCCAGAGAAGACCAUCCAAAACCUGACGGAGGGAUCAGAGUGCAGCCUGACCCUGGAAUCCAGCUCUGAUAGUAAGACAAAGAUGAAGAAGAAGAAAAAAAUACCCAGCGAGGUGCAUCCCAGGCCGAAGUGGAUGGGAGAGCCAAGCGCAGAGGAUCGGGAAGAGGGGAAGAACAAACUUCAGAGGAUGAAAGAACGACAAAGCUUCCUGUGCAAUCCCCGCUUCCUUCCUCCAAGUGCACCACAGGGUGGCAAAUCCCUCAUCUGGCCCAGGAGCAAAGUGGAGAAGACGGCACAGGGGAGGAAAAUGUUAGAGGAGCAGAGCUCCACUGAUGAACCCAUUCCAGUCUUUGUAGCUAAUCCCUCAGUAAUAUUCUUCACUGGCUACACUGCGGGACAUGUGUAUGAGACCACACUGGAGCUGAAAAACCUGACUGCUGUGAGCCGACAUGUCCGAGUCAUCCCUCCCACCACUCCUUAUUUCUCCAUCGGCCUGGGGAGAUUCCCUGGCGAGGGCAGUGUCGUGGCCCCAGGGAUGAGCUGCAAAUACACAGUGCGCUUCGCUCCAGACUCCCUGGCAGACUACAAGGACUUUGUAAUGGUGGAGACCCAGGCUCAGCAACCACUCCUGGUGCCCAUCGAGGCCCGACGGCCCCCUCCAAUACUCACCUUACCUCGGGUUCUGGAGUGUGGGUAUUGUCUGAUAGGAGGAGUGAAGUUUGUUGAGUUCCUGUGCCAUAAUCACGGCCUCAGUACUGGAACCUUCUGCAUCAUCCCCAAGAACAAGUGGCCAACCUCGAACCUGCGGUCUGUAGUAACAACUUACUUUACUGAACAGCCGCCAUUUGCAGUAAGUCCGUCACUCUUUGUGCUGCAGCCUGGGCAGGCCACAGUGGUAGAGGUAGCUUUCUUUCCUACUGCUGCUGAGAGGUUCAGCCAGGUUUUCACAAUUAUAUGUAACAACUGCCAAGUGAAAGACAUUGUCGUUCAAGGUGAGGGCCAGUCAAUUGCUCUUGAGCUUGUGUCUGUGUCUGGUGUGAAAGAUCCUCCUGCUAUAGGGGAGAUGCACGACCUUACAGCAGAGCACUUUGUACGAUUCGGCUCAAUUAACCCUUACUCUGUCCAGCAGAAGAAGCUUGUCAUUAGAAACACCGCCCACUUGGAGCUGCCGUUCCACUGGCAGAUCAUGAAGCCCAACCUGCAGCCUCUGCUGCCAGGGGAAGCCCCAGACCCGUCCCAUAUCCAGUUCCACCUGGCCACAGAUGAUGUUUUCCAUGUCAGCCCCCUAACAGGCCUCCUGGCCCCCUGCCAGGACCAGGAGUUCCUGUUCACCUUCUGUCCUAAUGAGUUAAAGGAUUAUCACAGUGUCUGUCACCUGGUCCUGAGGGACAUCCCACAGCUGCCAGCCGAAUCCAGUGAGAAUGGUGCCUCUCAACCUCUGAGUGCAGCCUCCAAGCUGAAUGAUGUCAUCGUCAUGGAAAUAGAGGUCAAGGGGUCAACAGAGCCCUACCAAAUCCUACUGGAGCCCUACGCUAUACACAUCCCUGGAGAGCUUUUCAUCGGCACAACCGCCCGCAACAAAUUCAAGAUGUGGAACCACAGCAAAUCCUGUAUAUUCUUUCAAUGGGAGAGGAUAAGCAGCUGCCACAUAAUAGAAGUGGAGCCCUCUACUGGUGAAUUAGAGGUGAAUGAAUGUUUUGAUUUUGACCUGGUGGUGACUGGAGGGAAACCAGGGAGGGUUGUGACCAGCCUGUCGUGCCACGUAGAGCACCACAACAAGCCAGUCACUCUGGCUGUGGAAGUCUCCUUCAAAGGUCCUAAAGUGACCCUCAGUGUGCCCAGCCUGGACCUGGGGCUCCUGAGUCUGGGGGAGCAGACUCAGACUACAGUGCUCCUGACCAACACGUCCCAGCUGGAGGCCUGCUGGAUGCUGGAAGAGAGGAGCAACAGUCAGCAGGAUCAACACCUCCCACAGAUCCUGGUGGAGCCAUGUAGAGGUGUGCUGCCCCCUUUGGCCUCUUGCAGUGUGGAUGUGCUGUUCAGAGCACAUUCCUGCCAGCACUUUGACACAGUGCUGGAGCUGUCUGUGGAGAAUGGCACUGGAUGUCAUGUGUCGGUACAAGCAGAUGUCCAGGCCCCUCAGGUGUGUCUGCUGAGCUGUGAGCUGGUCUUCUCCGAAAUCUACAUGGGGGUUCCUGCCAAAGGUGUUGUCACUCUUUUCAAUCAGACCCUGCUGCCUGCCCACUUCACCUGGAUGGCCCAGCUCCAGGGUAAACAAGCGUCACUGUGUACAGCUAGUUUUGACCCUUCAUCUGGUACCCUGGGACCGAAUGCCAGCAUGGAGAUCACAGUUAGCUUCACCUCUCACACAGAUCUGGAGCUGACUGAGGUGGCAGCUCUCUGCGAGGUCCAGGGGAUGAAGUCUCCUGUUGUUCUUGGCUUCUAUUCCAAAGCUAAGAAGCUCAGCGUGUCUUACUCGCUGCCCAGUGUCUGCUCUGCCUCAGAUGAUCAGAACUGCUCAUCAAUGGUAAUCGACUUUGGAGAUGACGUCAUUUUGAAGAGAGCCGUUACCAGGCAGUUAUUGAUAGCCAAUCUCACCGCUAUCCUUGCCCCUUUCACAGUAGAGGUGGAGUAUUUCACUAGCCAUACUCCCUCUGCCUCAAAACCAAAUAACCAGUCACAGAAAAGAUUCACAUACAUGAAGAAACCUCUUCACUCUGUUCAGGCAAAGAAAAUAGAAGAGAGAGCACAUGAGGAGUUUGUGAGCAGCUUGCUGGCUCAUGGAAAAGGUGCGGCGUUCUUUGUUGUGCCAGACUCUGGGAUGCUGGGACCGUUUGAGAGCCAGACUAUAAGCAUCACUGCCUACGCUGACAUGUGGGGAGAAUACAGAGAUCAUCUCAUAUGCAAAGUGGGUGACCUUGCACCCAGGCUCAUUCCUAUGCAGAUGACAGUGAAAGGCUGCCCACUUUACUUCCCGACGAUGGGUCCACGUCCACACGACCAGAACCAGGCACCAACCGUACAGUUUGGCACUCAUUUAUCGGGAGGAGACACAGUGUCCCGUUCGCUUCGCAUCAACAACACCAGCCCAUAUGAUAUUCGUGUAGACUGGGAGUCCUAUAACAUAGACGAAAACGACAAGAAGCUAUUGGAUGUUGUGGUGGCAUACGGGGAUGCCUUUCCCCUUAAGGACGCUGAUGGCAAUGAGGUGCCCGGUGGAGCAUUAAGGCUAUCUGAUGAGAACAUUCAGCCAGCCUGGGACAGGAGCCACACCCCCAGCUCCGAGGGAACAUGCUCUUCCCUACAAAGCAAGAAUGACGCAGACGGGGAGGAAUCCACAACAGAGGAAGAAAAUGCAGAUGAGGAAACCAGUCUUUAUCCUUUCCAUCCACAGAAAAAGCUUUUCAAUGUCCAUAUCAGACCUCACAUAGGCAACCUCUCAGACUACCCCUACUGCAUCACACCACAGCAAAUAGUGAUUCCAGCGAAGGGCAGUAGCACUGUUCAUGUGUCUUUCACCCCUUUGACACUGUCAGGGCCAGUCUGUGAGACCAGAUGUGUGGGCUUGGCUCUGGGCUUCAUGAGUCUAGACUCUAAGAUGGCUGCCUGUGUCCCAGGUAAAGUUAGAAGGCCUCAAGCUUUGGAUUUAGAGCCUGUCAGAAUCGAUCUGCAAGCAGUUGUUAAGCCUGCAGUGCUGUCAGUGCAGAUGGAGGAGGACGAGGGAGUGCUGGAGUUUCAUGCCUCAGCCAGUGAUUUACAGAGAGGAGACUCAGAGAAGGGGCUGCUGGUGCAGGACUUUGACGUCACUCAGACCUUUCAGCUGAAGAACACCUUAGAGAUGCCCCUUCACUUCAGACUGGCUGCUCAGCCUCCAUUUUUUGUGCUCCAUCCUCAACCCCGAGCUCGGACCAGCAGCUCCAGCAACCCACCCACUAGUGACAGUCAACCCCUGGUGAUCCAAGCACAACAGAGCAUGCAGGUGAAGGUGGCUUUCUGCUGCUCCCUGUCCCUUCUAGACCAUGUUGGCCAAGCAGAACAGGAAGUGCCGCCCGCAGUGACACUGGUUCAUGGUGCAAGUGGGCAGCAGAAACUGAAAUUCAAACAGAACCUUCUCAUUCACUACAGCAACAACACCCUACAGAGGGUGCCUCUCUGUGCCCAUCUGGAUCUCGCUUCCCUGUGUCUGUCCACUGACAGCAUCGACUUUGGGACUUGCUAUGUGGGGCAGACCCAGAUUGCAGAAGUAAGCCUCCACAGCUGUGGGGCCCAUAGCUACUGGAGAACAGUCAUAGAGUCAGAUGACAGAGACUCCCAUGUGUUCAGAGUGACACCAGACUGUGGGCUCCCUGGGUCCCAGGGGCACCCUAACACCCGCUGCAGACAGCCUCUACAGAUCAGCUUCACUGCCAGUGAGGAGAGAGAGUUCACAGCCACGGUGAUAGUCCAGGCUGUCCUGGUGAAGACGCCCCUCACUCUGCAGCUCCAGGGCAGAGGCUCCUUAUGUGAAGUGCACAGGUCAAGCCAGGUUUCCUCAUGACUGACCUGUACGAGCUCCCAACCAUAAUGACCACCUGCUGUUUUAUCGGUCCAUUUUAAUCUAUUUAUUUGAAAUACUUUUGUAUAACUUCAAACUAUAACUGAAGGAUAACAGUUUCAUAUAAAUACAUGUCAAUAAA
Messenger RNA from Myripristis murdjan (pinecone soldierfish), 5146 nucleotides. It is a transcript of the gene dlec1, whose product is annotated as DLEC1 cilia and flagella associated protein. NCBI's taxonomy places the organism in Eukaryota, Metazoa, Chordata, Actinopteri, Holocentriformes, Holocentridae. The record is from RefSeq and is a predicted model, not a curated record. The transcript is spliced from 37 exons. The coding region runs from base 1 to 5007 and encodes 1668 amino acids. Gene Ontology annotation, molecular function: tubulin binding. Gene Ontology annotation, cellular component: cytoplasm; cilium. Gene Ontology annotation, biological process: negative regulation of cell population proliferation.